Molecule: messenger RNA, 1616 nt
Organism: Moneuplotes crassus
Lineage: Eukaryota; Ciliophora; Spirotrichea; Euplotida; Euplotidae
Source: the annotation of a GenBank genome assembly
AAAAUAUUGAAAAUGUAUCGUGAGAAGAAUGAUGAAUACAGAUCUUCAAGAUCUCUAACUCAGGAAUUCAGAAAGGAAGGAGUAGGGCCUGCAUAUUACAGUCCUAAGCUUCAAGGAAAAGAUAGUAACAGUCCAAUAAAAAUUCCUCCUAAUUUUAAGCUAAGCAAAAUUCCGUUUGGAUCAGGAGUAGACAGGUUUGGAGAUGAUUAUCUAGCAUCUUUCAUGUCAACCCCAGGACCCGGCUCUUACAGUAAUAAUCCAAAUAUGAGUAUUACUAAGCUCAGGCAGGCUAAAAACGCAUUGAAUUUAUCUCACUCUCGUACAUCUGAGAUAAAGCACAGAAAUAUUCUUCGAUCUGACUCUCCAGAUUCUUACAACGACAGCUUUGCUUACACUUCUGGAUCUUUCCACAAUAAUGAUUUCAAGCACAGCAGGCUAAGAAAGAAGGGAUUUAAGAAUAAUUAUAACAGAAAUUAACCAUACUUACUCAGAAGUAAAAUUAAGAAAGCCAAAUUUGAAAUAAGCCUAAGAGUAUGAUCAUGAUAAAUAAGAAUAACCAAAGUAUUAAAUAUUCCUUGACCGAUCCCAAGCUACGAAACCCAUCCAUUCCUUAUAAAAGAAAGCUGAAUGAUCAAAGAGAUCUUGGCCCAGGAUCUUAUAAUCCUAAAGACCGGAUCCUGCAGAGGAAUACGAAGACAACUAAGAUUUGUAACCCUGUUCUAGCAGAGCAUUAUAAGAAAAACAAGGAAUUCAUCCAAGAUCCUGGUAAAUAAAGCAUUAAUUGACCGAGCCAAGAAUGAAAGGCAAUUUUCACACUCAGCCGAAGAAGAAAAUAAACAUAUUUAUAAUACAAUAAGUUAUAACACAAUGCUUAAGGAGGAUGAAGUAGGGUCAAGUAUUUUCGUAUCAAAGACUAAGAGACAACACUCAGUCUCAUCCAUACCUGGUCCUGGCUCUUAUGAGAUAAAUAUACAAAAAGAAGCUCCAUAUAGUUCAGGAAACUUUGGCAGUAGUGUUGAAAGAAACACAAAUAUAACUAAGAAUGAUGCAAGAUUUCCCUUUACUGAACCUACGUACCUUGAAAACCCACCAGUGGGGUAUUAUAAUGGCUCUAAAUUUCCUAAAAGAUCUGCUGAUCUGAAGGCUGUUAAGCAAAAGCAAGAUCCAUCAAAGCUCCAGAAUCAAUUAAUCAUUAAAGGAUCUAGAACUACAAAAGAAGGUUUCAAUUCUACCUCAAAAAGAGAGUUGAAUCGCACACUCUACAACAAUGGUGUGCCAGGCCCAGGGGCUUACGAUCUAACCUUUAGAGAUAUCAUAAAAACGAUGGAUCAAAAAUUAGCUAUUCAGUAUCAGAUCUCUCCAAUUGGAAGUGGAAAGCCCAGGUUCACCUCUGUUAAUAACACAAUUGAUGUUAUAAAGGAAGACCCUAAUGAUCUGAGUGGUAUUCCUGCAAAAGAUAAGCAUCUCGUAUCCGACCUGAUGAACCAGCACUACAAGAAUAGAGAUAGCAACAAGAAUUCCUAUUCCUUUGCUUCUAAAGUGAGUCGGCUUCCGAAAUCAUAAAUUUGAAGAGCUUCUCAAAAGUUAUCAAAAAGCUUUAUUGGUAUGUUUCAAUC